GAAGCCCUUGCGGCGCCCCGGCGGCGGCAGCCGGAUCCGGUCGCUCCGGGAUCGGACGGAUUCCCACGUAUCCCGGUUGGAGCGGGCGCUAUGCACGGGCGGCUCAAGUCCCGCCCCCCGGACGCCGCUCGGCUCCGGCAGCGGGAGGAGAAGCUCCGGAAGUACCGCGAGAGCAUGCGGGAGCUGCGGGAAUGCCAGCAGGGGGGGGCGGUGCUGGAGCUCACGGCCUCGGUGCUGGCAGCCAAUCCGGACGUGGCCACGUGCUGGGGGCGGCGCCGGGAGGCUCUGCUAUUGGAGCCCCCGUCCCAAUGGGUGGACUCGGAGCUGGGGUUCGUGGCCUCCUGCCUGGCCCUGAACCCCAAGUCUUAUGGCGCUUGGCACCAUCGGGCCUGGACCCUGCGCUGGGUCCCUGCGGCUGCGGCUGCUGCUGCGGAGCUGGCGCUGUGCGAGCGCCACCUGGCGGCUGACCCCAGGAACUUCCACGCCUGGGAGCACCGUCGGGCGCUGACCUCUGACCCCAGCUCCGAGCUCCAGUUCACACAGCAGCUCCUGGCCAGAGACUUCUCCAACUACUCAGCCUGGCACCAGAGGCUGAAGCUGCUGCAGGGAGAGCUGAGCAGCGACACCCUGAGGCAGGAGCUGGAGCUGGUCCGGAACGCUGCCUUCACUGACCCCCAUGACCAGAGUGCUUGGAUCUACCUGCGCUGUGCCCUAUCCCAGCCCUUGCCCCCUCCCCGGAUCCUCUCCCUUUACUUCCAUAGGGAAGAUCCCACCUUGGCCAUCACCUUCUCCAGGCCCAUUGUGGCAGGUCCGGAGCUGGGAGUGAUCCUGGAUGGAGACCCCAUGGAUGGGAAGUGGCGCUCGGCGGAGGGGGGAGCUCGGAGCAGCCACACCUGGCUCCUGGACCUGCCCCCGGCCCCGCCCACCUCCCCCCUGCACAUCCAGGUCACGUGGGCUCCAGGCCCCGCCCACUGCGAGCUGACCCUCCAAUCAGGUGAGAACGAGGCUUGGUGGCAGGAGCCAAUAGCAGCGCGGGAGCUCUUCUGGCCGGAAGUGGGCGUGUCCGAGGCGGAGCUGCUGCAGGCACAGGCUCAAUGGUGCCGGGAGCUGCGGGAGCUGGAGCCGCAGAGCAGAGGCUGCCUGCUGGCCCUGGCGCUGCUGCUGUGGGCCCUGGAGCCGCUGGAGCACGAGGAGGAGACGCGGAGCUGCCUGCAGGAGCUCAAGGCCUCUGAUCCAAUGAGAAGAGGCUUCGCCUGCGAUGCUGCCUCCCGAUUGGAGGUUGCGGCCGCGCUGCUGCGGAGGGGGGCGGGGCCUGAUGGGGAGCUCCGCCUACGAGGGAAGGCGCUGACGUCACUGCCGCUGCUGGAGCACAUGGCCCUGGUGCCCUGCCUCGACCUGGCCCACAAUGCACUGGGGCGGCUGCCGGCGGCCAUGGGGGCCCUAAGGCGCCUCAAGGUGCUGGAUGUGGCCCAUAACAACCUCAGGAGCCUGCAGGGUUUCCCCCCCCUGCCUUGGCUGGAGGAGAUGGGGCUGGAGGGGAACCCCAUCAGCCACGCCUCCGCCCUGUCCCCAUUGGCUGCCUGCCCGCGCCUCGCUCGCCUCCGAUUGGCUGGGACGCCGCUGGCCUCCGCCCCCGACGCCGCCGCCCACGUGACGCAGCUCCUCCCCCGCGUUGACGUCAGCCUGGGCUGAGCGUGGCCACGCCCCCUUAAAGGGGCCGCAGCGAAUAAAAGUGGUGUUGAAUGGAU
Melopsittacus undulatus (budgerigar) is the source of this 1748-nucleotide messenger RNA. It is a transcript of the gene RABGGTA, whose product is annotated as Rab geranylgeranyltransferase subunit alpha. Bases 91 to 1692 code for a protein of 533 amino acids. The record is from RefSeq and is a predicted model, not a curated record. Gene Ontology annotation, cellular component: Rab-protein geranylgeranyltransferase complex; cytoplasm. Gene Ontology annotation, biological process: protein geranylgeranylation. The transcript is spliced from 17 exons. NCBI's taxonomy places the organism in Eukaryota, Metazoa, Chordata, Aves, Psittaciformes, Psittaculidae. Gene Ontology annotation, molecular function: protein binding; zinc ion binding; Rab geranylgeranyltransferase activity.